This is a messenger RNA of Ilyonectria robusta, 258 nucleotides long. RefSeq lists its product as uncharacterized. The transcript has 2 exons. Lineage: Eukaryota; Fungi; Ascomycota; Sordariomycetes; Hypocreales; Nectriaceae. Bases 38 to 193 code for a protein of 51 amino acids. The record is from RefSeq and is a predicted model, not a curated record.
GUGGAUCAUUACUCCGACGGUGUCGGAGCUGCUUGACAUGAAGAUGAUUCCGCCACAGAUCAAGCCGAACGAAGCCAACAGCUCAGUCGGAGGUCGAGACGGGAGAAUUGACUUUGGCGGCUUGAGGAACAUGAGAACGUACAUAAGACCCCUAGCCAAAGAAGCACCAAGAAGCAGGUUUCCCCAUUGUUGACCAUGCUGGAGACCAUGGUAUGCUGCUGAUGCGAGUUUAUGGCCUCGAGCCGCUUUAAAAUACUA